This is a messenger RNA of Lobosporangium transversale, 564 nucleotides long. RefSeq lists its product as hypothetical. Bases 1 to 564 code for a protein of 187 amino acids. The transcript has 2 exons. NCBI's taxonomy places the organism in Eukaryota, Fungi, Mortierellomycota, Mortierellomycetes, Mortierellales, Mortierellaceae. The record is from RefSeq and is a predicted model, not a curated record.
AUGACAUCUCAUUACUUCAACGAGGAGGAUCCAUCUUCUCCUAUUUCUCCUACGCAGGAUUUUUUUGUUACAGAUAAUAACAGCAGUAGUAACAACAGCACAGAUACCCUUAUGGAUCAAACAGAUGGAAAUGGUCAGGUCAAGAUCCAUACUUCCGUUGUUCCUAAGCCAAGUCGGAAGCAGGACUCGAGAUCAUUAUCACAGACAUCACAGAUACCACAGAUACCACAGAUACCACAGACGCAUCCAGUAAAGACGCAAGCAGAGCUCGAAAAAGAGAAGUGGCAAGAGAUCCAUAGACAGGCCUGUGAGGCCAACCGUAAAAAAUACAUCGAUCCGAAAACUGGGUACACUGUCAUGACAGAACUCCUUCAUCGACGGAGAGGCUAUUGCUGCGGAAAUGCCUGUCGUCAUUGUCCGUAUAAUUAUGAGAAUGUUGGCGUAUCUCCACAAGUCAAGAUGGCUAAUAUUGCACGUGGAAAGCAACAGAGAGAAAAAAUUGAGGCAAUAGAAGGAAGGCCAAUUUGGGCUGACGACAAUUCGGAUGAUGCUGACAGUGAUUAG